Messenger RNA from Procambarus clarkii (red swamp crayfish), 2198 nucleotides. RefSeq names its product lamina ancestor (gene lama). NCBI's taxonomy places the organism in Eukaryota, Metazoa, Arthropoda, Malacostraca, Decapoda, Cambaridae. Gene Ontology annotation, biological process: phospholipid catabolic process. Gene Ontology annotation, cellular component: extracellular region. The record is from RefSeq and is a predicted model, not a curated record. Gene Ontology annotation, molecular function: glycerophospholipase activity.
UUUUGAAGAAAUGAUUGCACUGCUAGGUUGACGUCCCUUAUGUUACCUAAUUCGGACUCCCAGUUGGUAUUAGCUGCAGCAGCUAUAAAAUAAGCUGAAUUACCAGCUUAUGAUUAUUCAGCUGUUAUUCCACGGUCAUUCAGGAAAGAAUUGAGCAAGAAGCCUAGACACCAUGCAGACUCUGACCUGGUUAACGUUGAUGUUGGUGACCGUGUUUCAGCCAGCUUCAUCAACUCUUGUCAGUGUUACCUUUGAUGGUAUACUGUAUAGAGCCCAUGAUGGACUUGUUAAGAACUGGGUUGCUAGAGGCAAUUUCACUGACAACAUUCUUGUUGAUGGAUGGAGUUACCUUGAGCUAGAAACUAAUCCUGGAUUCCCUGAUGCUGUUCAAGCAUAUGCUGCAGGCUUUGCCGAAGGAGUAGCUACUCAUGAUUUGAUCUACAAAUCAUACAGGAAUACUUUGGAAGGGAUUUGUGAAUGGAAAUCAGAGGAGUUUUGUGAAAGGUUGCGCACAUACCUCACUGAGAAUACACAAUGGAUGAAGUCUAUGAUAGCUCUGAAGAACAAGAGCUGUCCAGUUUGGCAUAAUGUUGAAUUGAUCUUGGCACAGUUGAGUGGUCUCUCAGAAGGAUACAAUAAGACAGCUAAGAACCCCAUGGAACCUGACUCCAUUUUAUGGUUAAAUUUAAUGGGUGAUCUAGAGGAUCUUGAAGAAGCCCUUAAUUCCAGCAUUCAUAAUAUGAGCAUAGAAGAAUGGGUCAAGAGUGGUCUCGCUACUGGUGAUGGCCACUGUUCGGCACUCAUUAAGCUCCUUCCAGGCAACACUGAUCUCUAUGUUUCACAUGUUACAUGGAACACGUAUCAGUCCAUGUUGAGAGUUCUGAAAAAAUACAUUUUCCCAUUCCGCCGAACUGGAUCAUCAGGACCACAAGAUGUAAAUCCUGGCCACACGGUUACAUUUCCAUCAUAUCCUGGUUUGCUGUUUUCAGGAGAUGACUUUUAUAUACUCUCAUCUGGCCUUGUCACCUUAGAGACUACUAUUGGCAACAAUAACCCAGCACUAUGGAAGAAUAUUACAGCAACUGGAGAGCUGUUGGAGUGGAUUCGUACAAUUGUGGCCAACCGUGUAGGUGAGAAUGGAAGGAGCUGGACAGAUGUGUUCUCCAUGCAUAAUAGUGGCACUUACAACAACCAGUGGAUGGUAGUCGACUAUAACCUCUUCAAACCUGGAAAGCAUAUCACACGUAAUACGCUGUGGGUACUAGAGCAACUCCCUGGUCUCAUUGUUAGAGACGACCAAUCUCACAUCCUGCGGAAGCAAUCAUACUGGCCCAGCUACAAUGUUCCUUUCUACCCAACCAUUUUCAAUCUUAGUGGUGGCCCAGCUAUGGUAGAACAGUAUGGAGACUGGUUUACAUACGAUGAAACCCCAAGAGCUCUAAUCUUCAAACGAGAUCAUACUUCUGUUAAAAAUAUUCGUACAAUGAUAAGUCUAAUGCGGUAUAAUAAUUAUAAGCAUGAUCCUCUAGCACAUUGCAAUUGCACACCACCAUACAGUGCAGAAAAUGCAAUUUCUGCAAGGAAUGAUCUGAAUCCCAAGAAUGGGACUUACCCAUUUGGUGCGCUUGGCCAUCGAUCUCAUGGAGGUACAGAUAUGAAAAUGACAACUGCAAAAUUGGCUCUAGAUCUCCAAUUUCUUGCAGUUAAUGGACCUACAUAUGACCAGCAACCAAUUUUUCGUUGGAGCAACCAGGACUUUGCAAAUAAUACUCCACACUAUGGCCAUCCAGAUGCUUGGAAGUUUCCAGUGAUUUGUCACAAGUGGCUAUGGUAAGAUUAAUUCAUGCAUUAAAAACCUUUUUAAAUUUAAAAAGGUUAAGUGUACUUUUAAUUUAAUUUUGCAAGAAAAUGUCCGAUCAGUUAUAUAGUACUGUAUUAGUACAGUACUAGGAUAGGCAUGUGGAAAAUACUAUUAUUCAUUUGACAGACAUUGUAAACAUUGACAUUAUAUACAAUGCUAUUUAACUUGUUAUAUAACACUGCUUCCUGUUAAUAAAUUUUCUAUACAUUCUAAAAAAACAUAAAACUGUAUUAUGUUACUUAUUUGUACCAAUAUUAAUUUAACGAAGUUGCAUAGGAUAUUGCUUCACAACCAUUUGUUUAAACCAUGUAUUUUGUAAUAAACUUUUUUAUAGCCA